AUGAGGUCCAAAACUGGAUACAUUUUGACAUCAUUACUGAUUUUUAUAGCAUUAAUAAUAACUGGGAUCGUAGUUUUGAGGAAGUGUGCCAAUAUUGCAAAAGAUAUCAUAGAAAAGAACAUAUUGGCUUUCAAACCUGAGAUAGUUAUGACAUCAGAUUUCUCAGCAGUUAGCAUGAGCAAGGUGAAUUCAAGGAUAAGCAAAGUACCAUUAAUCAUGUUUUCUCCAUCAAUAAUAAACUUUAAAAGGUUUACGUUAAGUAGAAUGGAAUUAGAGCCCGAAAGGUUUCAGAGCCUGAUGAUUGUUCAAAGCCUCAAUGAUAAGAUUGUACCAACAAGGGAUAUAAUGGAGCUAAUCAGUGGAUUUAAUGAGGAACAGGUAAGAACUCACUUUGUACAGGGAGUUGGGAGUUUACUUCCAACCUAUGCAAGUCUUUCAUCUGAACAGUUGAAAGAGUAUAUGGUUGAGAUUCUGCAAAUGGCAUCUGAUAAUAGCAGUAUAAAUGGCGACUCCCAAAACAUUAAUAAUACUGAGAUGCAGAGGUUUGGUAAUAAUAGCAAUACAAUGGAGAUGGGAGUUGACAAAUUGGUUAGUAAUAGAUUACAGACAAUGCAUACAUUUACAAAAAACAACUAUGGAAUUAAUUUACCCUCGUUAAGAAAACCAAUUUCGCUGAUUAGUAGAAGCCCAAGAAACAGCUACUCCAGGUACAAAAGCCUUAGUAGUGAGUUAAAUGAUUCAGGAUACAAUGAGGAUACUGAACUUGAUGAGAAUGAGCAGUCACCUUUGAUUGUUUCCAAAGAAAAACAAAAUACAAAGUCGAUAUAUAAUCCAAAACCUAGUGAUACAAACGAGCUAUUUAAUCAGUUAAAGUACAUAAAGGAGGAUAACAGCAGUGAUUAUAAUAGUGACAGAACAUGA
Molecule: messenger RNA, 921 nt
Organism: Cryptosporidium ubiquitum
Lineage: Eukaryota; Apicomplexa; Conoidasida; Eucoccidiorida; Cryptosporidiidae
Product: transmembrane domain-containing protein
Exons: 2
Coding region: 1-921 (306 amino acids)
Source: RefSeq, a predicted model, not a curated record